CCGAGUUUUGCAUAUCAAAGUACUUAAAAGUUGUACAACCAUCCUCCACAAACUUGCCAGGACUGUUUCUUAUUGUAUGCUUCGCUUUACUGGAAAGAAUGUCGCGGUGAACAGCAUCAUCCAACCACGGCAGCUACACUUGGUACUUUCGGGCCAACGUCUUGCUUCUGGUAGAUUACAGCUGUUUCACCAUGCAAGAGUUGGACGAAAAGUUUCAGCACGAUCUGCCUCUACUUCCACUUCUUCUUCCAAUGACAAGUCUAGUCAUGCCUCAAAUUUACCACCUUCUGCCGUACCACCUCGCAAGCAUCGGCAAACGCAACCCUCAUUUCCAGCAUUUCGUCCUUCUCCAGUAUCAAGUACACCAGAGUCUGCCCCGUCUGCGAUCGAACUAGCGAAGCAAGACAUAGCAGAUGCAGCUGCUAAAGGAGUCCUUCGACCAGCUCCACAUGAUGCUGGUACUAUUAAGCGCUUCACCCAUCAAGCUUUCGAACUCCUUAAAUUCUAUUUCCGAGGGCUGAAGGCCAUAAACACGCAUCGUAAUCAGGCAGCAGCAAUUCGUUCACGCAUAGCUACAGGCGGUGCAGCGCUCUCCAGAGCGGAGUCGCGUUUCAUUAGAACAUUCCACCAGGAUGCAUUGAAACUUAUUCCGUUUGUUAUUGUUGUUGUAGUUAUGGAAGAGCUCAUUCCUUUUAUUGCCCUUUACGUCCCUCGAAUGUUGCCAUCUACCUGCGUCCUUCCAGGUCAACGAGAUCGUAUCAGUGCGAAGGCACGCGACAACCAACAACUGGUCCUCGCAGGGAACUGGCAAUUAUUCGAUGUUUUGCGGAAAGAAAGCGAAAGCUCUGGCUUCAUUCCGACCCUCAGUCUGAAAAAUCCAGGGGCAUUAUGCGGAGUCAUCGGUGUCCCCGCUUGGGGGCCACUUCAACUGGUUCAGUGGCGGCUACAUCGCCACCUUCAGAACAUUGCAUCCGACGAUAAAUUGCUCAAACAAGAGGGGUAUGGACGUGAUCUUACCCUUCCAGAGUUGAAGGAAGCAUUGCAAGAGCGUGGAAUGUCUAUGUUCAGCGAAAGAAAUUCCGCAGAUGAGCUGAGGGCCCAGCUCAAGUGGUGGAUAGAAAUGACAGGGAUCAUGCCCGAGGGCGCAGAUGAUAUCAGUAGGCGCUUGUUCGUGCUCAGCGUUAUCGGAUCGCACAAGUAAAUGCUGUCGGGGUGCCCUGCUAUCUAUCCUCUUGUGGCGCAGUGUGGGCAGACAGACUUUCUUAGAUCUAGAAAUCAAUCAUAAUAUCUCAACUCCACUCCUGCGUUGUCCCUAUCAAUAGAAAUCUAAUACCUAGUGAUAUGUGCACGUGAAAAU
Molecule: messenger RNA, 1357 nt
Organism: Suillus fuscotomentosus
Lineage: Eukaryota; Fungi; Basidiomycota; Agaricomycetes; Boletales; Suillaceae
Exons: 7
Coding region: 77-1201 (374 amino acids)
Biological process (GO): intracellular monoatomic cation homeostasis
Cellular component (GO): mitochondrial inner membrane
Molecular function (GO): ribosome binding
Source: RefSeq, a predicted model, not a curated record